Molecule: messenger RNA, 339 nt
Organism: Prunus armeniaca (apricot)
Lineage: Eukaryota; Viridiplantae; Streptophyta; Magnoliopsida; Rosales; Rosaceae
Source: the annotation of a GenBank genome assembly
AUGGGAGUGGAAAGGGAAGUCGUGAGUGCUGGAACCGGUCCAAAACCGACCGUCGGUCAGAAGGUCACCGUUCAUUGCACUGGUUACGGAAAAAAUGGUGAUCUGAGUCAGAAGUUUUGGAGUACGAAGGACCCUGGGCAGAAGCCUUUCAGCUUCCAAAUUGGGAAGGGUGCUGUUAUAAAAGGAUGGGAUGAAGGUGUGCUCCAAAUGCAAGUGGGAGAAGUUGCUCGUCUACGGUGCUCUCCAGAUUAUGCUUAUGGUGCUAGCGGAUUUGGUGCAUGGGGGAUACAACCUAAUUCGGCUUUGGUUUUUGAGAUUGAAGUCCUAAGUGCGGAGUAA